Molecule: messenger RNA, 318 nt
Organism: Panicum virgatum (switchgrass)
Lineage: Eukaryota; Viridiplantae; Streptophyta; Magnoliopsida; Poales; Poaceae
Exons: 1
Coding region: 1-318 (105 amino acids)
Source: RefSeq, a predicted model, not a curated record
AUGUUAGCGAAGUUCAUGGCCAUCCCGAACUACACAUACCUCAAGCUGAAGAUGCCAGGCCCUCGCGGGGUUAUCACCAUGGGGUCGAUGUACCAGCGCACUUUUCAGUGCGAGGUAGACAGCUGCGAGCUCAUCUCGUCGGUCAUCGCCUCUGAGGAACCCGCCCUCAUCAUGACCAAUGUUCCCGACGAGGCGCCCGACUCCAACCGCAAGACGGCGUCGUUCGAGCUGACCGAGGAUGCCAAGGAGUUGCCCCUCGACCCCCAGGGGUCGGGAGACGAGAAGCUGAGAGUCGGCGCGAUGCUGGCCCCCAAAUAG